Messenger RNA from Arachis ipaensis, 905 nucleotides. NCBI's taxonomy places the organism in Eukaryota, Viridiplantae, Streptophyta, Magnoliopsida, Fabales, Fabaceae. The record is from RefSeq and is a predicted model, not a curated record.
UAUAGAGCAGGUAGCUUCUUCAUUUAUUUAUUUAUUUUUUAUUGAAAUUUUUGCAGAUGCUAAUGAAGUUGGAAAUUCUCAAUCUGAGUCAUUCUCAAUAUUUGAUAGAGACUCCUGAUUUUUCAAACAUUCCUAAUCUUAAAAAGUUAAUACUCAAAUAUUGUUCAAGGCUAUCUUUGGUUUCCCAUACCAUUGGAGAUCUUAAAAAAAUUCUUCUAGUCAAUCUGAAAGGUUGCACAAACCUUCGUAUACUUCCAAGAAGCAUCUACAAGUUGAAAUCUCUGAAAACUCUCAUUCUUUCUGGAUGUCCAGAAAUUAACAAGUUGGAAGAGGAUUUAGAACAGAUGGAAUCUUUGACAACUUUGAUGGCCAAUAAAACUGCUAUAACACAAGUGCCAAAUGCAUUGAUAAGAUUGAAAAGCAUUGUAUAUGUUUCUUUGUGUGGCUUUGAAGGAUUGUCCCGUGAAGUGUUUCCUUCAAUCAUUUGGUCAUGGACCCCCCCAACAAAUAACCUCUCACCCCAAAUGCAAACAUAUGCAAAUGUUUCAUGUCUUGUUUCUUUAACUAUGCCAAAUAAUAGCUUCCAUGGUACAUCAUCCAUUAUCGGAGAGCUCCCAAAUAAUCAGAGUGUCAGGUUAGAAAGCGGUUCACAAAUAUAAACAACCGGAGAUUUUACCUUGGAUGCCAUAAAUAUAAAAAAUUGUAAGGAACUGGAAGCACCACCUGUGAUAUCACAUGUUUCAAAUAUGGAUACCUCAGCCUUAGUUGAUUGUCGCAGUCAAGAUGACAUGCCUAGAUCAAAAGCUACCAUCAGUUUCAUUUUAAUUCAAAUGGGAACGAAAUGUCCGGUCACAAAAAUACUAAAAGAAAGCAUUUCACAGGUUUGUGAUAUCUGUCUUACUUGA